Molecule: messenger RNA, 4704 nt
Organism: Microplitis demolitor
Lineage: Eukaryota; Metazoa; Arthropoda; Insecta; Hymenoptera; Braconidae
Product: silk gland factor 1
Exons: 1
Coding region: 688-2148 (486 amino acids)
Biological process (GO): cell differentiation; regulation of transcription by RNA polymerase II; anatomical structure morphogenesis
Molecular function (GO): RNA polymerase II cis-regulatory region sequence-specific DNA binding; DNA-binding transcription factor activity, RNA polymerase II-specific; transcription factor binding
Source: RefSeq, a predicted model, not a curated record
CCGGAGUACACUCGCUUACCGGCAUCCAUCCACACUACACACAGUGAGAGAGUGAGACAGGGCGCAAGCUCGACAAACACCCGCAAAUAACGCCACGGUGUUACACAGUGUAUUAGAUAUAUAUAUAUACAUAUAUACAGAUAGAUAAAUAGAUAAAUGCAUACACAUACUUCUAUAGUUUAGUUGUUGUUAGAACAACAAUUACCCCUAUCACAGCGUCAUCGAGUGUUGUGCAGACAUACAUUGUUCGGGUCAGCCGACGGUCUUUCAUUUAAUCGUUUUUGACGGUCGUAAUUUACCGUGAGUGUAUUAUUGUUUGUGACUAUUCAAUUUUUUUACGCUCAUUCAAAGUUUCAAAAUUUUGUUUUUAAUUUUUUUUUUUUUAUUUUUUUUUAUUUUUUUUUUUUUUUGACGUUUAAAAAAUGACAGAAAGUUAUUCUUGAUGUAUAAGUGCGUCGAUGUAUGUCAGACUUAAAUUGCAGUGUCGAUAAAUCAAUAAAAAAAAAAAAAAAACAGUAAUUAUUUAAACGAUUGGUUUAAGUAAAAGAUAGUUUUAAUUGUCGUGGUUUGUGAACAAUUAAGUGCAGUGUUGAGCGCGAGAGCGCUGCGAGGGCUGGGUGACCGUCGAUAGUCUAUCGAUGGUGUGAAAUUUGACAGCCGCGCGUGAACACUAACCCGGUUAUCUCUAUGACAAUGCUUCAGUCGCAAAAACUGUACAGCGAGGCUGGUAGCCUCGGUAACGCCAUGACCAGCGCGACUAUGUCAAGUAUGGGCAGCAUGGCGCCAACGUACAGUUCUAUUAACUCAAUGGGUUGUGUGUCGAUGGGUAUGACCAUGGGUGUUGGUCCCAGUUGCAGCCCGCAGGGGGCCAGUGGGUUUAACAUGAGUACGAUGAGUCCCAUGGGAAUGGCAUCUAUGGGAGGUGGUGGAAUGGGUGGCUAUGGAAGCGCCGCGAUGGGCGGUGGAGGCGCCUGCAUGACUCCCGUCGGAUACGUCGGCGGGACUCCGACGUCUCGCGAUCCUCUGUCUCUUGCUGAGCCGGACUCACCAAACUCGGCGCUUCAACGUGCGCGUAAUGACAAAUCAUACAGACGUAAUUACACUCAUGCAAAACCUCCAUACUCUUAUAUAAGUCUCAUAACCAUGGCAAUACAAAAUGCCCCUUCAAAGAUGCUUACACUAGCUGAAAUUUAUCAAUUCAUAAUGGAUCUCUUUCCCUUCUACCGAACGAAUCAGCAGCGUUGGCAAAAUUCAAUCAGGCAUUCUCUCAGCUUCAACGACUGCUUUGUCAAAGUCGCCCGGACUCCUGACAAACCCGGAAAGGGCUCAUUCUGGACUCUGCACCCCGAGAGCGGCAACAUGUUCGAGAACGGAUGCUAUCUGCGUCGUCAAAAACGAUUCAAAGACGAGAAGAAAGAGCAGGCGAGACAAACAACGAAGCACCAGCACCCACAUCAUUCUGGGGGUGCUACUGGUCACAGCAGUCCUACGUCUCACGAUCUCGGUCACGCAGGUAAAAAAACCGGGUCAUCACUUCAUCAUACCGUAACUCAUCAAUCUGAUGAUAAAGAUCUCCAUUCACUCGUAUCCUCGCAUCACCAUCAUGCGACGGGACUUCAUCAACAUCACGGCGGCAUUAAAAGUGACGCUAAUGAUAUUGGUGGUUUAUUAGGACCGGACCUGGGCGCCACACACGACGAGUUGGCUGCCAUGGUAGGCCGCAGUCUUCAUCCUCAUCUACUCAGCGACCCAACGGCUCUUCACCACGGGAUGGCAGGCAGUUUGAAGCAGGAGCCGCCUUACACCGCUGCAAAUCAUCCCUUCAGUAUCACGAGGUUACUUCCGGGUGAGACAGCAGCAACAUCUCCUGGUGCCCAGGACAGAAAGCACCCGGAUCUAAAGAUGUACGAGCAAUUGCACCAAAGUUACGCCAACUACGGCUCGCCACAUCACCACCCGCACUCGGGGCCACCUUCUCACCAUCAUCACAACGGAAUGCACUCCGGUCCCAACUCAGUCGCUACCAUGCACAACAUGUCGAAUCAUCACCAAGACUACUACCAGCCACCGCUGUACCACCACGCGACCAGCGUCUCCAGCAGCAGCGUACCACCCACCGUCUCUUCAUCAGCGGCACCAGGAUUGUGACAUCACGCCACCCACCCGUACGCACUUGCCUGAGUCGCCGUUGCAGCGGCCCACCAAGCCGCGUGCACCAACGACAACGCUGACGACAGUAGAUCUCUAAUGCAUAGAUCCAGUGUGCUAGCGCGUGCGGAUCAUCGUAUUGAUGACAGACACGAAAUUCAUCAUCCACAUCCACAUCCACAUCAACAGCAACAGCAACAGCAGCAUCAACAUAUCAGCUGGCACGUCAUUGCUGGCGUAGAAGAUGAUCCCGAGGACGAGGAUGACCACGACCACAAUCCCGGAAGUUCUUACUCAGAGGACGUUUGAACUUUUCAUGAUAACGAUGAUGAUUUCUAUCAAUUUAAUAAGUAUCGUACUAAAUAAGGUUUAAAAACAACAUUUACUAAAUAAUAACAGCGUUCUUCACUUGCUAUUACGCGACUGAGCAGACACACCUUCUUUUCGUUGGUUUUAGUUUUUUUAUUGCAGAGUAAUUACUGCUACCGAGUAAUUUAAAUAGUUUAAAUUUGAAUUAUUGUUUCUUCGUUUUGUUAUUUUACUUACUCUUAUAUUAUUACUACUAUUAUUAUUACUUCUAUUAUUAUUAUGAUCAUUAUUAUUAUUAUUAUUAAUGUAAAUGCUAAUCGAUGGACAAUCUAUAUGCUUACAAAUGUUGCUUAGAUUAAUUUUAAAUUGAGGUACUGUACAUGGAGUUAUAGAUGAAGAAAAUAAUUUAUAAUUAAAUGUUUAAUUACAAGAAAAAUUGAGUUUUAGAUAAUGUUCGUAUGUAUGUUGAUUUGAGUAAUAUAAAACUUGUCAUCGCUUAUGAUACCGAUAUCUAAUUUUGAGAUUGCCUGAGAUAUCUUACACUAAACAGGCUUUGAUAUCUCGGUUUUAUAAACUUUAAAUCAAAUUAAUUACGCUUAAUAAUUUUCUGUAAUUAUUAUAACUUUUUUUUCUCAUUUUUAUUUUUCUCAAUUCAAAUAAUUAAUUAGUAUCAAUGGUAAAAAAAAAAAGAAAAGAAUGAUACUGGUUAGCCGACGUCUAAUUAUUUUUGGAUUAUUUUUUAAAAUGGUAAAUUUGAAAAAAAAAAAAAUUUUGAAAAAAUUGCACCUGUAGUUUUUAUAAUUUUCUACAUGUGUAUUUUUUUAAUUUUUUUUUUUUUACAAUUAAUUUAUUAAAAAAAACGAAAAUUGUUAAUUGUCUGUCAAUUUAUGAGUGUGAAAAUAGCAGACAUCAGACAAAUUUAAAAUUAUAAAUAAAUAGAGUAAAUAAUUAAAAAAAAAAUAUUUAAAAAAAUGGACUUAUUAAUUGUUAAAUUUUCUAAACGCGCAUUUUUUAAAAAUUUAAUUUUUCUAAUUAUUUAGUCUAUUUAUUAAUAAUUUAAAAUUUGUCUGAUGUAGUCUGCUGCAUUCACAUUCAUGUAAAUUUCAGAAUCAUAAAAAGAAAAAAAAAUACUUUCGCACGAAUUUACUUUCCGUCCGGUCAUUUAAUUGCCUCCGAAUAAAUGUAAUUGUUGUAAUACAUAAUUAAAUUUAUAAAUUAUAAAAUACGCUAUCGGUGCUCUAAACUACUCACGGUCAGUAAGAAAAAAACGAUUAGCAAAAAUUGUGAUAUGCUCGCGAAAAAUAAAAAAAAAUUAUAAUUAUAUAAAUUAUAAGUAAAUAAAAAAAAUAUAUAAAUUUACCGGGAGGUAUGUUUGUAUUAAUGAACGUUUAAUUGACGCUACCAACGAUAAAAAUAAAUUUAAAUAAAAAAUAUUUAAAAAAAAUGAGUAAAGUUGUUCUCUCGAAAACACAUGUCCAGUGUUUUUUUUGUAUGAUAAUGUAGAUAGUCGCACAACGUAACGUGUAUCAUGUACAUUAUUAUUGUAUGUUAUAAAGAGUUCUAUAUAAAUAUAUAAAUAUAAAUAUAUAAAUAAAAAAUAAAUAUAUAAAUAAAUUUAAAUAGAUACUAUAUAAAUAUAUUAAAUAUUAAAUAAAUAAAGUAACUUAAAAUAUAAGUAAAAUAAAUACAAUCUAUAUUAGACGCAAAUACCUAAUACGCAUACGCAUCUCGUGUCCUUGUGUACUCCGUCAGCGGUGCGUCUCCAGAUCUUUGUAUGUAAAAAAAAUAAAUAAUUAAUAAAUUAAUUAAUUAAAUAUCAGUAGAUAAAUGAAUUAAUUUAUUGAUAUUCAAGUGAAGGAGUCGUACCUCUGCGUUCUUGUAUUUCGGUGACGAAAUUUAAAAACAAUUGUAAAUACUAAUUACCGACUCAGAGGCCAUCGUCAUUAUAAUUGUCGCAUAUUUUUAUUUUUAUUAUUAUUAUUAUUAUUAUUAUUAUUAUCUUAGUUCUUAUAAUUAUUAGAAUUAAUUAUUAUUUACUAUUAUUUUAUCGCAAGCAAUUGAGCGUAUGGAAAAUAUGUCAGGAUUUUAUCAAAUAACUUUUGAUUAAUUAUCGUCUCGGGAGAUCUAGUCUCUUCGACCUUCCUCUCAUUGCUAAUUAUUGUGUUAAAAGUAAAAUAAAGGACGAUUAACAAUGCCACUAAGGAGAUGUACAUGUUUCAAUAAAUUUACGUAUUUCUACGAAUCAAG